CGUUGUCUGCGUCGAUGGUGAGUCAUGUGCGAGAAACGUGGUAUGUGCACGCGUAAACGACAAGUGCCUCUUCUGGUAGUGACUACUUUGUUAGUUGGCGUACGUCCAGAAUUAGUCGAUCCGAAUUUCAAGGAACCGAUUGCCAAUGUAACCGCAUCAGUUGGACGAGAAGCAAUUCUGUCCUGCCUGGUUCAAGAUUUAGCUGGGUAUAAAGUUGCUUGGCUACGGGUGGAUACUCAAACCAUACUGACGAUAGCCACUCACGUAAUCACGAAGAACCAUCGGAUAGCUGUUUCUCAUAGCGAUCAUCGUACAUGGUUUCUCCACAUACGAGAAGUAAGAGAAUCUGACAGGGGAUGGUACAUGUGUCAGAUUAAUACGGAUCCAAUGAAAAGUCAAAUCGGUUAUCUGGAAGUUGUCGUUCCGCCAGACAUUUUGGAUUACCAGACAAGCACAGACAUGGUGGUGCGUGAGGGUAGCAACGUGACCUUACGUUGCACUGCGACAGGAUCACCGGAACCUAACAUCGUCUGGAAACGCGAGGAUGGUCAAAAAAUAAUUCUGGAGAACGGAACGAAAGUGUCGAGCGUCGGAGGAACAAACUUCAACAUUAGCAAAGUAACUCGAUUACACAUGGGAUCGUAUCUUUGUAUCGCGUCCAAUGGAGUGCCACCCACGGUUAGCAAAAGGAUUAUGCUUAUCGUUCAUUUUCCUCCAAUGAUUUGGGUGCAAAAUCAAUUGGUUGGUGCCAGGGAGGGAGAGCAAUUGACUUUGGAGUGCGACUCGGAAGCUUAUCCCAAAUCCAUCAAUUAUUGGACAAGGGAUAAGGACGAAAUAGUUCCACAAGGAGGAAAAUACGAACCUAUACUGCUGGAUAACGCCUAUAAAGUUCAGAUGAAACUUACAAUAAGUUCUGUCAGUCCAUCUGAUUUCGGAACGUACAAGUGUGUGUCCAGAAAUUCAUUAGGCGAUACCGAUGGCACCAUUAAAGUUUAUCCAAGAAUAUCAAAUUCUAGUAACGGUAACAUACAAUACAAAGGAAAGUUUCGACACAACUCGGGAAACGACGUUUUCGAGGGAAAUCAGGACAUGCUAAAAGAGCGAGAUCUGAAGCUGCGAGGUCGUAAAGAAACCAGCGGAAAUGAAGGAGACGAUUACGAUGAUUCUGGAGUGGCGACGGAAGAGAACUCUUUCAGCCUGAUUUUCGCUUUGGUUACACUUAUCAUUUAUUACCAUCAUCAUCCUCAGUUAAGAACGCUCCAUCCAGCUUGAAAAUUUCACCAUUUGCACACCAUCUCAUCGUCGAAUUUCUCUUUCGAACGCGACACGUGGAAAAUCUGUAAAUUCAUUUGGAAAUCCAUCGCUCAGGGACUUCGCUCGAGGAUAAAUUAUCAAGAAUCGUGCUGACCACUUACACUGUAUUAUAAAGCAUCAUCAUAUGUAACGAUAUUAGCUAUUAAUUUAGUAAAUUAAGUAUAACACAUUCUUCGUCAUGGAAAAAAAAACGCAGCAAGCAAUAAGUAACAGUCUCGAGAAGAAACUUUUGCUGGAAUUGAAUUAACCAUAGAUUAGUACAGGGUACAACUGUAAAAUGAGUGGUUCUCUGGUACAAGAAUAUGUGGAAAAGGUAACAGAAAAUUUCUGGUUUAAAGCGAAUUCGUUUCCAAGAAAAUCGAUUUUUAAGUAUUUGUAGAAUUCACAGCGUGGUUGAUCUGGUUUCCUUUGAUAUUUUAAUUAUCUAUUUGAACUGUUAGUUAGUUAGUGAAAAAAUAUCUGCAAAGUGUUUCAAAGAUUAGAAAUUAUUUUUCAAAUAUUCUUCGUUUUAAAAAGUAUAAAAUUGUAUACUUAUUGAAUUAAGGCUAUGCAAAAGUUUCAACUUUUUUCUAAUAGUAUUCAACGAAUAUUCAACAUUGAUUUUGUUGAAAAUUAAAAUCUUGUAAGAACAAAUUUUACAAUUUUACAGUUGUACUGUGAUUACAUCUGGAUAGUGUAUAAUGAGCCUCGAUCAUACUCAAUUGUAUUUCAUGAUGGUACUCAAAGCUAGUCAAUAUCAGACCUAACUCUUUGCUAGUGUUCAUAUAGUCAUAUAUUUUAAAGUUAAGUACCAUUUUGCUGCGAAUCUUGCGCUCGUUUCUUGCCAUAUUCAGUGUUGGAUUUUCAAAUCAUUGAAUUUCAAACAAUUCAUUGAGAAUUUUCAGAACUUAGAAUAAUUAAUUUAA
Osmia bicornis bicornis is the source of this 2219-nucleotide messenger RNA. Its product is annotated as limbic system-associated membrane protein-like. The record is from RefSeq and is a predicted model, not a curated record. Gene Ontology annotation, cellular component: neuron projection. The transcript is spliced from 10 exons. Bases 25 to 1272 code for a protein of 415 amino acids. NCBI's taxonomy places the organism in Eukaryota, Metazoa, Arthropoda, Insecta, Hymenoptera, Megachilidae.